UACAGAGCGCCCCGAAGCGUCAUCUUCAACUUAAUUUUGUGCUAUUUCAUAGUCAUUUUGCAGCUCGGUCAGUGCGGCAGGCGAGAUGUUGUUUUUGGCAAGCUAAUGUUUGUUUUUACAUGUCUUUUGGAGGCGGUUGUUACUGCGUGGCAGGAUGACUGUGAGUCUCUCCUAAACUGGCCGCUUGGUCCCGCAGCUUGUCGCAGCUGAAGAAAAUAGAACCAGUUGCCAACCCCCAGCGGUCGGCAUCCAGCUUUUUUUUCCUAUUGCUUUGCGGGUCGCUACACUUUCCCCCGAGGAUUCCUACUUAAAGUUUGGCUCACGGAGCGUUGACUUUAGCAGCCGCUUGGAUUUCGAGGUGGUUAGGUUUACACGUUAAUGGUGAAAUUAUUGGCUGUAGACUUGGGUGGCUAACACCAACUAGCUAUAUAAGCCGAACUCGUGCGACGACAGCUGUCAUUGGAGAAAGGAAAGUGAUCCCCGCAGAUGCGUGCGCCAAUGAAGCGGUUUUCUGUUGGAUUUACAUCAUCCGCUUCUCCAUCAAAUGGGCAAAGUUGGGAAUAACAUUGCAGCGCUGGAAUAUAAUGAUAUGCGUUGUGCAUUUUUGAGAACUGCGGUGUUGCUUCAUUGGAGAGAGGCUAGCUAGCUCCAUUAGCUUGCUAGCUAGCUGGGUGAUAAGUGCGACGUUUCAUCCCCCUUAUUUUGGACAUGAAGAGGAUAACUCUCUAUUCAUAGGGCUGGAAGAAUGUCAUCAGAGGAUAAGACUGUGGAGCCCUCUGACCAGGGACCCUCACCGCCAUCAAGCAGUGUAGGGGCCACGUCCACAGGAAGUCCUGCCCACGCAGACAAGCGACCACGUGGCAGGCCGCGCAAGGAUGCUGCUGCCCUCCUACCCCAGGCACCACCCUUAUCCACGUCUAAGAACAGAAAAAAGGGUCGCACCAGAGGGAGAGUUGUUGUGGAUGAGGAGGACAGCAUGGAUGGGACUGAGAUAACAGAGUCCAUAGACCCUCAGGACACAGAAACACAAAUCCAGCCGGUGGAGACUGUGGAAGUGACCAGUGAGGUGCCAGAGGAGGACAGGCCCUCUUCCCCUCUGGCCCAGAGCCCUCUAGCCGAGAAUUCAGCAGGACCAUCUGUCCCAACAAGUAGAGAAGUCAAAAGCAGUGAGCGUCUCUGUGCCUUCUGUUACUGCGGUGGUCGUAGCCUUCUGGGUCAGGGGGAUCUACAAGUAUUCACCGUCACGUCUCAGCUUGAAGCACUCUUCAGCCACAAAGCUGAUGGGAGCUCAACAGGCGAUGGCAGCGAUGGUGAUAAAACUGCUCAGCCAAAAAUGGCCGAGGAGACCACCUCAGGACAGAAGGAGAAGAAGAAUGGGUCUGAAGGCUGCGAGGAUGAGCCAGACCCAGCCAGUCGAUUUUGGAACGAGCUUUCUCAUGUCGGCCUUCCAGAAGAUCUCAACGUCCAGUCUCUCUUCGAGUCAGGGCAAUGCUGGGCACAUCAGAGUUGUGCCUUGUGGUCCGACGGUGUUUGCGAGGGCGAGGGACAAUCUCUGCUUAAUGUGGACAGAGCCAUUGACUCAGGGAGCACAAAGCACUGUGCAUACUGUAAGCGCCUUGGAGCAUCCAUUAAGUGCUGUGCUGAAGGAUGUGCUCAACUCUAUCAUUACCCCUGUGCGGGGGCAGCUGGGACUUUUCAGGAUAUCAGAAGUCUCUCACUCUUAUGCCCAGAACACAUUGAAUUGGCCACUCACAAAUUUGUAGAUGAUAUAAAUUGCGUACUAUGCGAUAGCCCAGGGGAUCUACUGGACCAGCUCUUUUGCACCAGUUGUGGUCUGCAUUACCAUGGGAUAUGCCUGGACAUGGCUGUGACCCCUCUAAGGAGGGCAGGUUGGCAGUGCCCUGAGUGCAAAGUCUGCCAGACGUGCAAGAAUCCAGGAGAGGACACUAAAAUGCUGGUGUGUGACAUGUGUGACAAAGGGUACCAUACCUUCUGUCUGCAACCUGUUAUAGACUCUCUUCCCACCAACGGAUGGAGAUGUCAGAACUGCAGAGUUUGCCUCCAAUGUGGAACGCGAACUAGCGGGCAAUGGCACCACACCAGCCUGCUGUGUGAGAACUGUGUCCAAAAUCAGGACCCUGCCCUGUGCUGUCCUAUGUGUGCCUGCAUUUUGGACCCUGAGCACCACAAAGACGUAGUAUUCUGCCACACUUGUAAAAGAUGGCUACACCUGGAGUGUGAGCGUCAGAACUCAGGCCAAGCAGAAAUCCACCCCAGAGAGGACUAUGUUUGUUCCAACUGCAGGUCUCCUGCUGCAGAGCAGGCGCUACAUCCAGAGGAUAUGGACACCGGCCCAGAGCUCAGCCCUCAGCCAGCCUCCAUGCACACAAACUCUGAGACUGGCCUACAGCUGGCUCAAAAGCACACAGACCUAGAACUUGGCAAUCAGCUGCCUCCUGAAAUGCACAAAGACCCAAAACCGGAAUUACUUGCUGUUCCAUUGCACUCGGAUCCAGAGCAUCUACAGGCUACUGUCCAGGAGGAGAAGCUGGCCACAUCAGACACGAAGCCUGACAUCUCUGUGGGAGCAGACAUAGUAGAGAGGCAGGUUACUGAACCUUCUGUCAAAAUUCCAGCAGAAAUUAAAUCAGAAACAAAACCAGCAGUAAGAGCCCAGCUUGCAUCUACAGAGAGUCCUGCGUCUUCAGUGACUCUGAGCCAGGAGUCUAUUCCAGCCCAACACUCUACGGAGGGACUACAGACACAUGACACCACAGUACAAAUCAAACCAGCAAAUACUGAGACCUGCCCUGAAAAGGGCAUGGUCAACCCCAGCACAAAGGAUUUUAAGGCCAUCAUCUCAACCACCAAAGAACCAGGUACUGCAUCAGUACCCUUCACGGACCAACCGAUGGUAGUCGCACUACCCCAGCCUUCAAAUAUGGAUGUAGUCAAGGGUUCUUUCCUGGAAACUAAUCCAAAAGAACUCAACAGUGAUAGGAGAGAGGGUAUUUUUCACAGAAACCUGGCAGAGACUGUUAAGCCCUCCACUUCUACAUCAGAAGAAAUGGACACUACACCGGAGAAGCCAAGUAUGCCAUUUCCCAGUUUGUCUUUAGAGGAGAAACCCCUUAAAACAACCGUGGAAAGGCUAGCUGAAAUGGUUUCUUCACCUUCCCACUCCUCCCCACUGGCUCGAGUGACAUCUCCCAGAGAACUAACUCAGACCCAGAUUCUAACGUCAAUGAGUGACCACAGCAGUGUAAUGCCCACCACCACUCUCAUAGCAUUCACCCCCAAAAUUGGGAUGGGAAAGCCAGCCAUCACCAAGAGGAAGUUUUCUCCUGGGAGACCACGAGUGAAACAGGGUGCAUGGAGUCCCCAUAGCAGUGUGAGCUCACCCUUGUCCUGGUCACCAGACCAGCCAGAGGGUUGGGACGUCCUAAAGACCAGGCAGUCCUCUGGCAGUCCCGGCUGGAGCAUCAGAGUGGGGCGAGGCUCAGGCUUUCCCGGGAGGAGGCGGCCAAGAGGGGCUGGUCUGUCAGGUAGAGCAGGACGUGGCAGGGCCAGAGGGAAAAAUGGAGUGAGUCCCAGCAUCAACCCUGGGGUCACCACAAUAGAAAACCCAUACCCAAUCAAGGAGGAAGAGGAGAAUGCAAUGCAUAACACAGUGGUCAUAUUUUCCAGCAAUGAUAGUUUUACGCUAAAACAGGACAUGUGCGUGGUGUGUGGGAGUUUUGGUCUUGGUGCAGAGGGCCGUCUUCUGGCCUGUGCUCAGUGUGGGCAGUGCUACCAUCCAUUCUGUGUCGGCAUUAAGAUCACCAAGGUGGUGCUAAGCAAAGGCUGGCGCUGUCUGGAGUGUACCGUAUGUGAGGCCUGUGGUCAGGCCACAGAUCCUGGCCGCUUGCUGCUAUGUGACGACUGUGACAUUAGCUACCACACAUACUGCCUGGACCCUCCACUGCAAAAUGUUCCCAAGGACAGCUGGAAGUGCAAGUGGUGUGUGUCCUGUACGCAGUGCGGUGCCACCACCCCAGGCCUAAGGUGUGAGUGGCAGAAUAAUUAUACCCUGUGUGCUCCCUGUGCCAGCCUUUCAACAUGCCCAGUUUGCUUGGUGGACUACAGCGAAGGCACAAUCAUCGUGCAGUGCCGCCAGUGUGACAGAUGGUUUCAUGCGUCAUGUCAAAGUCUCCACUCAGAGGAAGACAUAGAAAAAGCUGCAGACAGCAGCUUUGACUGUACAAUGUGCCGAACUUUCAAGACCACUAAAGUUGUGACCAAGAUUAGAGACACCACUGAGCCACUACCAGUAACACAUAUUGUCACAAAGGCUAAAGAAAUUGAUCUGUCAAGGACCUACACCCAGGAUGGUGUUUGUUUGACAGAGUCAGGACUUUGCCAACUCCAGAGCUUAUCUGCUACAGCGUCACGGCGUAGGAAGCCCAAACCAAAACUGAAGUUGAAGAUCAUUAACCAGAACAGCGUGGCAGUGCUUCAGGCUCCAGUCGACCCCCUCUCAGAGCACUCUCGUGAUGAAGACAUCGAGGACAACAGAGAGGCGGAGCUCCUAGAUUGUGAGGCAAAGUCUGACUCAAGCCUGGAGCGAGAGCCAGCAGAAGAUGACUCCAAGGGGGCCGACGGCGGCAAGAAGAGGAAGAGGAAACCGUACCGGCCGGGCAUUGGUGGGUUCAUGGUCCGUCAAAGAAGCCGUCCAGGCCAAGGUCCGGGCAAGGCUAAACGAUCCCUCUGCAGAAAGGAUUCUUCUGGCUCUGUAUCGGAGAAUCUCAUUGGAAAAGAUGAAGGCUGGCCAGAGGCACUGCCGGAUACUCCUGUUGAUGAGACGCCCCCCGGACCGGAAGUUCCAGAAAAAAUAAAGAAACGAUAUCGAAAGAAGAAGACAAAACUGGAGGAGGCAUUUCCAACCUACCUGCAGGAGGCUUUCUUUGGAAAGGACCUGCUAGACAAAAGCAAGCAGAGCAGGCAACAGGGGGUCGAAUCAGGAUUACUGGAAGACGGACAAAGCCAAGUGGAGAGGAAGCAUCCCACUAGCAGUUUUCUGGAUCCCUCAUCAGACCCUCUGCUUAGCGCAUCAACAACAUCCAUUCCCCCCAGACCAGCAGCAGCACAGACGUCUGAGGAACCAUUAGUUGAUCUAUCUGAUGUUCUGAACACUGAUGCAGACAUCUUGGGAAUGCUCGGAAAGCCAAGCAAUGACUCUGGUCUUGAUUUUUGCCCCUUCCAGGUUGACAGCUCACCUCCUCCUUUUGCUGGUCUGGACAUUGGCCCCCUGGCAGACAGUUCCCCAGUGGCGCCCCAGUCUCAGGCAGGCCGGAGAACACCUCGAACCCUCUCAGAGGAACCCCUGGACGGCAUUCUCAGCCCAGAGCUGGACAAAAUGGUUACUGAUGAGUCAAUUCUCAGCAAACUUUACAAAAUUCCAGAGCUGGAAGGAAAGGAUGUGGAGGAUCUCUUCACAGCAGUCCUGAGCCCCAGCACGAGCCAACCACCACCACAGGUGCCUCACCCCCAGGGUCCAGGGCCCCUCCCUGCCACACCUGGCACUAGCAUGCCUCACCCCAAUGCAGGGAAUCCCAUGUUUCCAAGAAUGCCAAUGAUUAAUGGUAUGAUGGGACCAAACCAACGCUUCCCUACAAAUCAUGGAGCAGGGCCCUGCAUCCCAGAAAAUUUCUCUCCCCUCAACCGUAUGCCUUUCACUGACAAUCCGAGGGAAAGAAAGUUUAAUCAGAUGCCUAGAGAGGCAGUUGGUCCAUGGCCCACCCCUGCCCAUGGCCCUGGCCCUACACCCCCUGGUUCUUUGCCCGAGGGGGACACUGAAGCCAUGUCAAAUGCCCAAAGGAGUACACUCAAGUGGGAAAAGGAGGAGACACUUGGAGAACUAGCCACCGUUGCUCCUGUGCUAUAUACUAAUAUCAAUUUCCCCAACCUUAAAGAAGAAUACCCAGACUGGUCUACAAGAGUGAAGCAAAUUGCAAAACUUUGGAGGAAAGCUAGCUCACAAGACAGGGCCCCAUAUGUGCAAAAGGCAAGAGAUAACCGAGCAGCCCUGCGCAUCAACAAAGUCCAGAUGUCGAAUGAGACCGUGAAGAGGCACCAUCCACAGCAACAGCCCCCUGAGGUGUUUGAUCCCAACAUACCACUAGACACAGAUCUCCUGUUUAAAGACCCUUUGAAACCAAAAGAGUCAGAGCAUGAACAAGAGUGGAAGUUUAGACAGCAAAUGAGGCAGAAAAGCAAACAGCAAGCCAAAAUUGAAGCCACUCAGAAACUGGAGCAAGUAAAGAAUGAACAACUUCAACAACAACAGCAACAACAACAACAACAGCAAACUAGUCAGUCAGAGGGAGACGCCAACAACAGUGGUAACCAAAGCCCAGCCUCCCAGCCCAGUAAUGGCAGCAUGUCCCCUAUGCAGCAGGUCAACCCGAAAGAGAGCUUUUCCAGGACGCUAUCAGGGACACCCACUUCAGGUCCUUCAGAGGAUGUGUUCUUGCGACCCCCUCCUCCCCCUCCCUCUGGGCCUUCCUCCCAACCUCAGUCUCCACAAGUUUUCUCACCAGGUUCCUCUGGUUCCAGACCAUCAUCUCCAUGGGAUCCAUAUGCCAAGAUGGUUGGGACCCCAAGACCUCCAACUCUCGGACCAAAUGCAUGUCGAAGAAUGCCCAUGGAAUCUGGUAAAUCACCCACCUCCUUGAUGGAGCAGCAGGACAGAGGGAGGCCCUCUCCUGCUCAUGAAUCUUUUGGCUCUCCUACAUCAAUGACCAGUGAUCCUUACGCCAAACCUCCUGACACCCCAAGACCCACUGGUGAAGUUGACCCUUUUCUGAAGCCCAUGGGUCCCCCCAGAGGCAGUCAAGCUGCUCAAGGAAGGCCUCCAAUGGGUUCUCCUGGCAGAGACCCAUACUCAAGGCCAAUGAUAAGAAAUGAUGCCUAUCAGCGCAUGACCCAGAACAGGAUGAUAUUGUCUGACCCUUAUUCAAGACCUUUACUCACGCCGAUACCUGGAAGCAAUGAGUCUGGCUCUGUCCCUCUAUUUAAAACACCUAUGCCCCCUCCUCAGGCUCAGGAUCACUUCAACCGACCAGGCCCACAUCCUACUGACAGAUACUCCCAGAAUCAGCAAACUGACCCCUAUGCACAGCCUCCACACACCCCAAGACCGUCAGCGAAUGACAACUUUACCAGUCCUCCCAGGAUGGGCCAGCAUCACCCACAGGGGCACUCCUUUGCUCAGCCAGGACCAAUUACUCAAAUGUCAAGAAAUCCUUAUGCACAUGCACCUUCCACUCCAAGACCUGACCACUUUACAUAUGACCCUUUUGCCCAGCCUUCUGGUCCUAGCAAGCAAGCUGCUGACCCUUUCUCUCAGCCUGGAGCUAACCACCGAUCCAUCAAUGAGGCAGGUGCUCAACCUCGACCGUUUUUUGAGCCCUAUGCUCGACCCCCUGGCACCCCACGUCCCCAUGACAACUAUGGUCAACCACCAAACACCCCCAGCCCAUCCUCAGAUCCCUACUUGCAGGCUCCAGCUACACCUCGUCCUAGUGGAAUGAACCAGUUUUCUCAUCAGUCUCACCCUGGACAGAGGAUGUCGCCUUCCCACUCAAUGGACCCUUAUGCUCAGCCACCAGGUACUCCUCGGCCAUCUGUGGGGGAAAGGUUUUCUAAGUCACCAGGCAGCCUGAGGGGGUCAAUGGAGCCAUUUACCAGUACACCCGGGACACCAAGGCCAGGGAGUAGUGACAUGUUUCCCCAGCCUGGAGUCCCAAGACCAAUGCUGAAUGAUCCUUACAGCCAUCCUCCAGGCACCCCGAGGCCUGGUCCUGAUGGGCUUACCAGACAAGGGCCAAGACAAGGACCAAUGGGAAGCCAGGAUCCUUUCUCCCCACCCCAAGGCAGACUUCAAGAGCCCUUCCCUCACCCAGACUUACAAACACCAAAACACCCUAGUGUUUCAGACGAUGGAUUUACUCAGUCACCCUCAAGAAGACCGAGUCAGACACCUGUCCAUGAUCCAUUUGAACAAGCACCCAUGACCCCUCGUCCACAGUCAGAAAAAAUGGAAAUGAAAGAUCAGUCAGUUGUGGGUAACAAUGGAGCUGGCCUUCAGGACCCGGUCCAACUGUCCAACAAUCCACAAAUUCCUGUUUCAGCGUCAGAGGCUCAAACUGUUGCUCUUGCUGAGUGCGAUGAAAGACUCAGACAGCGACAACGAAUUAGAGAACUGAUCAUCAAACAGCAGCAGCAGAGGAGUGCCACCCGACAGGAGAGGGGCCCUCAGGAGCCUGCUGGCAACAUAACCCCAGGAACGCCACGGCCAUGGCCCCAAGAGGGUCCUGCUCAACCAGGGGAAAUAUUCACCCGGCCUCCUCCGCCUUAUCCUGGACAAGGACCUAUUAGAGGGCCGAUGAGGUUUCCUGGACAUUUUCCAGGGGAUCAGCGUGUAGCCUUUCCUAAUGAAGGUCAAAUGCCCCGCGGCCCACAUCCUGGAGAUUUGAGACAUCAGGGACCAAGGUUUGCUUUUCCACCUGGAGCUCUAGGACCUCAUGGGUCUCAAGACUUCUUUCCAAGGGGGCAACACCCAAUGCAAGAUGUCCCUCCUCAAAUGAGACGGUCCAUGUCUGCUGAAAUGGCGAAAAACAUGGGAGCAAACCCUAUGGGGAUGCCCCAGCACUUCCCAGCUCGUGGUAUGGCAAUGCAGCAGCACAACAUAAUGGGCCAGCCUUUUAUUGAACUGCGGCACAGAGCAGCAGAAAACAGGCCACGCAUGCCAUUCCCUCCUGCCAACAUGCAAGGAAGCAAUUUGGAUCCCAACUUCCAGAACCAAAGGCCUGCAGGUUUUCCAGGAGCACCCGAUUCUAGGUUCCCCCUAAAUCAGGGGCCCAGAAUGAUGGACCCUAUGGCUAACCAAACUGGCCAUUUACACCUCUCUGUCAGUAUGGACAAUCUUCAUCAGCAAACCCAGAUUCCAGGAAGCACACUCAAACAGUCUCCUCUGAUGAGGUCCAUGAGCCAGCCUGCCUCAAAUGAGACUCCAAAUAUGUCAGCUUCCAUGAUCCUGUCUGCACCCCCUGCUGGACAGAGUGAGACUGUCUCGGUGACGAGCAGAGAAACUGUGGAGGAGAAACUGGAUACAGAAGAAUCUGCAGUCAAAGAUCUAGAGGACGUGGAGGUAAAAGAUCUAGUAGAUGCUGACUUGGAAAACUUAAAUCUGGAUCCUGAAGAUGGCAAAGACCUUGAUUUAGAGACCAAUGACCUACACCUUGAUGACUUCCUGACAUCUGGGAAAUUUGACAUCAUUGCUUACACAGACCCUGAUCUAGAUGAUAUCAAGAAAGACAUGUUUAGUGAGGAGCUGGAUCUCAGUGAUCCUAUGGAUGACAAUACUGAUGCCACAGAUAUCAACAAAAGCGCAAGCACCGUAACCGAGGCUUCUUCCAGUUCAGCAUCUGUACUGGCAAAGUCAGAGACUAUGGGUGAGCAGUCUGCAGUUGAAGUCAAGCUGGAGGUCCCUUUAAAUAAGGACUCAGCUGCUCUGGCUCCUAGGCAGGAAAUUAAAGCAGAGGUCAAAGAUUGUCAACAACCACCUGAUGUAGUAGACCAGCAAACUGCUGGAAAUACCUUAAUCUCCGAUAAGCAAGGAGUGCUCUCUGACUCCACCCCAGUCCUGUCUAGUUUACUCAUUAAGCAGCAGCCUGAAGAGCAAUCAUUAAACCCAAUUGUUGAGUCUGUCAGUCAAGGAGGUAACCUCAUAGCCCAGCAGAACCAAGUCGCUGAUGCUCAACAUACCUCUGGACUUACAAUGAGUCAAACAAUACCUGACACAGUCACUGCAGGAGAGGUUCCCCUGAGUGGCUUUGGGCCAGACCAUCAGGUUGGACUAACAUCUGGAGUGGACCAGAGCGGUCUCACCCAGGCCCAGCAGACGGUGUUAAACCAGGCAAUGGGCCAGAAUUCUCAACAACAUCGGCCACUUCUACUGGAGGAGCAACCACUCCUAUUGCAGGACCUCCUGGACCAGGAGAGGCAGGAGCAACAGCAGCAGAGGCAGAUGCAAGCAAUGAUACGACAGCGCUCAAGCAGCGACUUCUUCCCCAACAUUGAUUUUGAUGCCAUCACUGACCCCAUCAUGAAAGCCAAAAUGGUUGCUCUUAAAGGCAUCAACAAAGUCAUGGUUCAGAACAACAUGGGAAUGCCUCCCAUGGUCAUGAACAGAUUUCCACCUGGUCCAGCACCACCUUGUCCUGAAAGUGCACCACUUCCUCCACAAGUUGUUGGACAGGAUGGAAAAUUGACACAAGUAACAAGACCAAGUCCUCCAAAUUUCGGACCUGGAUUUGUCAACAAUGCUCAGAGGGCUCAGUAUGAAGAGUGGCUCCAGGAGACUCAGCAACUACUUCAAAUGCAGCAGAAGUUUCUGGAAGAGAAGAUCGGCGCUCACAGGAAGUCGAAGAAAGCCCUGUCUGCCAAGCAGAGAACAGCUAAGAAGGCAGGGAGAGAGUUCCCUGAGGAGGAUGCUGAGCAGCUCAAACAUGUCACAGAGCAGCAGGGUGUAGUGCAGAAACAACUGGAGCAGAUCCGCAAGCAGCAGAAGGAGCAUGCUGAACUGAUCGAGGAGUACAGAGUAAAACAGCAGCAAAACAAUAUGACACCUAUGAUGCCUGCGAUGCACCCGUUGCCAGGCCCCACUGGCAUGGUGCCCAGUGGCCCACCAAUGGUCCAGCCUCCUAUAAAUCCCAUGAUGCAGAUGCCACUUCAUCCCAGCCAGCCAAAUGUACCUCCACGUAUGCCCAACGCACCACCUGGCUGGCAUCCCGGUACUUCUAUGCCCAUGGGAGGACCAGGAAUGCCACAUAUAAUGCCUCCCCAGGUACCUAUGGGAAAUUCAGCCCAACCGCUUCAGAUGCCAAUGGGUAAUGUACCGCAGCACUCUCAAAUGCCUUUGGAGCCCCAAGCACCACCUGCUCCUCCAGGUGCCAUAAAACCCAUGCAGGCAGGUGGUGUGAAGUUUGAUGACAACAACCCAUUCAGUGAAGGCUUCCAGGAGCGCGAGCGGAGGGAACGGCUCCGGGAGCAGCAGGAGAGACAGCGGGUGCAGCUCAUGCAGGAAGUCGAACGUCAAAGAGCACUCAAACACCGCAUGGAAAUGGAGCAGCAAGGGAUGAUGGGAUCAGAUGGGAACAUGGCACCACUCUCUCAAAUGCCAUUUUUUAAUGCAGAGCUGCCACAAGACUUCAUGCAGCCACAAAGGCCUCCUCUGCAACAUCAACAACAACUUGGACCAAUUUUUCCUCAGCAGCAGGGCAUGCAGCCUGGUAUGGGCUCAGCGGCUGGAACAUUUAUACAGGGUGAGAGGAGAGCCAUGAUGGGCAAUGGCUUGAUGCCACCAGAGAUGGGGCCUGAUAAUGUUGCUCUGCAAGGACCAAACUUUCCUCAAGGUCAGCCCAGGCCUCGUCAGUUCAGUGGACCAGGAAUGCUUCCAAUGCCAGGUGAGGGUCCACCAUUUGGGGGUGACUCGUCAACACCUUUACCGUCCAACUUUCCAGGCUCAGGUCAGUCUCUGAUUCAGCUUUAUUCCAACAUCAUCCCAGAUGAGAAAGGGAAAAAGAAGAGGAACCGCAAAAAGAAGAAAGAUGAUGAUGCAGAUUCAGUCAAGACACCUUCCACUCCCCACUCAGACCUUACAGCCCCUCUCACACCAUGUGUCUCAGACACUUCCUCUACUCCAACCAGAAAUCCCCAUCUCUUUGGAGAUCAGGACUUGUCCAGGUCCCCUUUACUGGGAUCUUCCACCCCCAGUCACUCAGAGCUUGAGCGGCAACUUUCUGGUGGGCAAUCUGGACAACCUGCUCUGUCAUCAGAAGCAGCGAGGGCCCAGGCGCAGGCUCAGGAACAUGACAGAAUCCUCAACAACAUAAAGCUGGAGCAGACUGAUGCUAGUGAGUGUCACGGACCAAAAGAAGGUUCCAUUGGCCCAGAAAUGAGCUCUGUGAAAGAAGAGGGUAACAAAGGGAGCGUGUCUCCGUUCCCUGCUGGGCAGAGUCCAAACAAAGGAGAAGCUGGUAAUGAACUAUUGAAGCACCUUCUGAAGAACAAGAGCACACCUCCACCUGGAUUGUCUCAGCAGAGAUCAGAGGAAAGCCUGCGGUCAGAGGAGGAGGAAACCACUGACUGCAAAACCUUACUGAGGCAAAGCUCCAUGGACAGCAGUGGGGCAUACUCAGAUGGCACCCCUGACUUUCCUGGACCUCUGCUCCCCGAGCAGAAGAAGAAAGGGAGAAACAAGAGAGCACCAAAAGCAGGAGAAAAACCUGUUUCUCGCUACAAGAAGAGGAAAAAGGAAGGAGAUGAAAGGCAACUGAUGCACACUGGACCAGACUCUGUAAUGACCCAAAUCAAACAACAGCUCUCUCUGCUGCCUCUCAUGGAGCCUCUGAUUGGGGUCAACUUUGCCCAUUUUGCUCCCUACGGCAGUGGCCAGCUCAAUGGAGAGAACCUUUUGUCUGGUACUUUUGGCAGCGCCUCACUAGAUGGAGUUUCUGAUUAUUAUUCCCAGCUGACCUACAAGCAGAGUAACUUGAGCAAUCCACCGACCCCGCCGGCAUCUCUUCCUCCCACUCCACCACCUGUGAACCGACAGAAAAUGAUCAACGGUUUUGCCACAACCGAAGAGCUGGCCAGCAAAGCCGCUGCUAUGGUCUCCAAGGGCCUGGUCCCAAAGCCGCUGCAUGUUCCAUUUAGGAGUGAGGAAGAUCUGCUAGCUCGGGCCAUCGCUCAGGGACCCAAAACUGUGGAUGUUCCAGCUUCUCUUCCCACACCUCCUCACAACAACCAGGAAGAGCUCAGUAAUCGAGGACAGGAGCCUUGCAAGGAGAGGGACACACCUGACAGCUUUGUUCCAUCUUCAUCUCCCGAGAGCGUGGUUGGCAUGGAGAUCAGCCGUUACCCAGACUUGUCUCUGGUAAAGGAAGAGCCGCCAUCCCCUUGCCUGUCUCCUGUCCUCCCCAUGCUUCCUGCACCUGAUGGGAAAGGGACCCAGAUCAAACUGCAGGAUGUCAAGACUGAGCCUUCUUCAAUGUUCUUUGGCUCCCCCUUUGGCUCCAUGUCUAAUGAUUCCAAACAAGGGAUGGUUUCUGUCGCUAUCACUCUGAGACCAGCUGCAGCUGAGAAUAUUACAGGUGUGGUGGCAGCCAUUUCAGACCUCUUGUGUGUGAAGAUCCCCAGCAGUUAUGAGGUCAGCAGCACCCCAGACAGGGGGCCCCUAUCUAUGGUCAGUGGUCAAAGGGUGGGCCCACAUGGCAUGGAGCCACGGCCUCCCAUGCUUUUCAAUGGACAAGGAGACAGUGGAGGACUGCAUGGACGGCCGGGACAAAUGAUCAGAGCCAGUGGACCACAGGGAAUGAUGCAGCAUCAGGCACAUCAUUUCCGUUUCCAUCCCAACAGCCCAGGCAAUGCUGGAGCUCGAGGACCUGAUCACAAGAUCCCUGGCAGCUCUGGAUGUAAACCCCAGUGGUGCUGCCACUGUAAGGUGGUGGUUCUGGGAAAUGGAGUGCAGAAAGCCAUCAAAGACCUCCCUGUUCACAUGAAGGAAUCUGAAGGCCGUUUGAAAUCUGAAGACGACUUGGUCUUCUGCAGCCACAACUGCUUCCUUCUCUACUGUUCAUCACCACCACUGCAGUCCAGAUCAACCACAGAAACUAAGGAGUCUGUGUCCCUCCUCCCAGCCUCUGAGCAAACGGAGAGCCUUUCUAAAACUCAGCACCAGUACAGUAACAACAUGUCCUCGCUGGAUGUCCAUUGUCUGGCCCAGCUUCAGCCAAAGCAGUCACCCCCCUCUACACCUCCCAUCCCCUUCCCUUCAGCAGGUGAGACACCCAAGACUGAUGCAAAAUCCGAUGCCCUCAAAGUGACAGUGAAGCUGAAGUCCAGGCCAAGGUCCCACGACGGCUGGCACCAGGGAAAGAGACAGAAAGGACUCCGAUGGAGGAAAUGGACUGUCCAGGUGGUGGUGCCAAGAGGGAAUUCGCAGCUCCCGGAUGAGGAUAAGAUUGAUGAGCUCCUGAAGAAGCUUGGAGCCUCCCUGCGCCCUCCAGUGUCACUCAAGGACCAGAGACGCUGCUGUUUCUGCCAUCAGUUUGGAGAUGGAAUGACUGAUGGUCCUGCCAGGCUGCUCAAUCUAGAUCUCGAUGUGUGGGUUCAUCUCAACUGUGCCCUUUGGUCGACUGAGGUGUACGAGACUCAAGCUGGCGCCCUCAUCAACGUGGAGCUUGCGCUGCGGCGUGGUCAAACUAUACGAUGCGCCUACUGUCAGCAGACCGGAGCCACCAGCGGCUGCCACCGCCUGCGCUGCACCAAUGUCUACCAUUUCACCUGUGCCCUGCAUGCUCAGUGCACCUUCUUCAAGGAUAAGACCAUGCUCUGCCAUGCCCACAGGCCCCGGGGAACAGCGGGACAAGCUCUGGAGCACGAGCUGCGAUGCUUUGCUGUGUUCCGGCGUGUUUAUGUCCAGAGAGACGAAGUGCGUCAAAUUGCCACGGCUGUGCAGCAGCCCGAGUUAGGUUAUACCUUUCGGGUAGGCAGUCUGGUGUUGCAUGCGAUCGGCCAGCUCACACCGCUACAGAUGGCGUCCUUCCAUUCCUCAACAGCCAUCUUUCCAGUUGGCUAUGAAGCUUGCCGCAUUUACUGGAGCAUGCGCCAUGGCAAUCGCCGCUGUCGCUACAUCUGUUCAGUUGAAGAGAGAGACGGGAUACCAGAGUUUACCAUCAGAGUCAUCGAACAAGGCUACCAAGACAUGGUCCUGACUGACACCUCUGCUAAAGGAGUUUGGGAUAAGGUGCUAGGCCCAGUUGCUGAGAAGAGAGCUGAGUCAGGCACUCUGAAACUCUUUCCUGUUUACCUGAAAGGAGAGGAUCUGUUUGGGCUCACAGUUCCUGCAGUUGCCAAGAUCACAGAAUCGCUCCCAGGAGUGGAGGCUUGUGACAGGUACUCGUUCCGUUACGGACGCAACCCUCUUGUGGAGUUGCCUCUCAUGUUCAAUCCAGCUGGUUGUGCCCGCGCUCAGCCAAGAGCAAGCUCUCCCUACACCUCAGUGGUGAUAAGGCCUCAGCCACAGGCUGUAUCCAGCAGCAGUGCCAGGUCUAACCAGAAUGUCGCCCAAGGAGAAGGUGGCGCCCCCCAUAAUAAGCCUCCGGUGGUGCACCCCAGGUCCUCCCAGUACCGCUGGAUGAAGAGUGAGUGGCGAGCCAACGUCUAUCUGGGCCGCUCCCGCAUCCAGGGCCUGGGGCUGUUUGCUGCUAGAGACAUUGAAAAACAGACAAUGGUGAUUGAGUACAAUGGAACCAUCCUCCGAAAUGAGGUCGCCAUCAGGAAGGAGAAAAUCUAUAGGUCUAAGAACCGGGCAGUGUUCAUGUUCCGCAUCGACAGCGAACAUGUUGUUGAUGCCACACUAAAUGGAGGGAUCGCAAGAUAUAUCAAUCAUUCUUGUGCCCCUAACUGUGUUGCUGAGGUGGUAACAUUUGAGAGGGGUUACAAAAUCAUCAUCAGCUGCAUUCGCAGAAUUGAAAAAGGAGAGGAGCUGUGUUUCAACUACCAGUUUGACAGCGUCGAGGGCCAGCACAAGAUUGCUUGCCACUGUGGAGCUCCUGAAUGCAGGAAGUGGAUUAACUGAGCAAAACGGAAACGACGAACCCAAACGCAUUCCUUGCCAUAGCGUGUGGAGGAUGCUGUGAUCUCUGCACAGAAUAAAUAAGAGACUUCACACUAAAGUCAUUUUACGAAUGAGCAGAAGGCCUGAGCCCUUGGAGAAAUAAAUGAAUCGGUGUUGGUUCGUCAACAACGUGGAAUUAAAAAUAGGCGGAGGAAGGGAAAUAUAACACAGUAGCAGGAAAUGACUCGUGCCAUAUGUGAGGGGCUCUGUUGACGCCUCCGUCUGUAUGUAUCCGUGUGUUUGUUUGGUGUACAUGGGGUGCGGAAUCCACCAGCGAAUGAGAAAGCACUGUGUGGGGUGCGGCCUUAUUGCUUACUAAGGGCAGGCCCUUUUGUUCAUACUGUUAAUGUAUACCGUUUGACUAAAUGUAGACAUCACUGAAUGAGGAAUGUACAGCAAUGAAUACCGCGAAGGGAAUAUUAACUUGCACUAAAAAUAAAAAAAAUAAACAAAAAAAACCCAUACACACACCCACACACACACACAAGCUUUUAAAUACUUGAUUCCAUGAGUCAGUUUUAUCAUAGGUCUCUGUCAUGUGAUUUGUGUGGAAUUCGAGAGGUUUUGUAUUUAUUACUGAGUGAAUGAAUUUUAUUCUCAAAAUGAGAUCGAGUUAAAAGAAGGCUAGAUUGCUAUUGUUUUUGAAGAUUGAAGAAGACAUGCUGUUACUUUUGUAUAAAUGUACAUAAAAAAAACAACAAAAAAAACUAUAGGAAUAACCGACCAAAUACUACCUUAACCUUCUCGAUGUUUGGGUGUUUUUAAAAAUUGUUUUUGUUCUGUUUGUCAUUGAAAUUUAUUUAAGAUGGACGUUAUUUCAGUUUGAGAGUAUAUAUUAUGAUUAUUCUGUACAGAAUUUGUAAUAUAACCACAAUAAUUCACAAAGUAUUUUUGUUGUAUUAAAAGUACGGUAUUGUAGCGUAGUGUUUUGUGACUUACACUUACUUUGACCACUCUCAAAAAAAAGAAAUAUUUUUGUUGACUAACGUAACAAGUAAUCGGUUACAGAAUCAAAAAAAAGAGACUCUUCAGAUAGUAAAAGAUCAUUGUGAUCUGUUUGCUGUUAAUCAGGUUUGAUUUUAAAGAACUGUGAAUUAGGUUUUAAAACCCAAAAAAACUGCUUUUUAACUUUUUAUCACAAAUGGAAACAGCAACAUGUGUUAACCUGUUUUUUUUUGUUGUUGUUGUUGUUGUUGUUUUUUAAACUUUACUUUUAACACAAAUAAGGUGCGAACGUCUAAUAAUGUUGUGACUUAGACGAACCAUUGCGCGACAGAAAGAAUUCUAUGGAGAACUGUAGGUUGUUCUGCCUUUCGUUUUUGUUUCGUGUUUUUUGGAAAGAGAUGGCAUCCUGCUUAUAAUCAGAAAUAUUUCUUAUACUGACACUUCACAAGUCACAUGCUAGAAGCAGAGGAGUUUUUGCGUGCACAAUUUCAAGUUGACUGUAAAAUUUUGGAGACAGUCUUAGAACUUGUAAUGUAUAUGGCAUGUAUUUUUUUAACUUUCCGAAGACUCAAUUGUAUAUAUUUUUCUCAAUGAAUGGUUGUAACAAAAUUGUUUCUUGGAUAUUUUUUCUUCUCUUGUACAAUACAUCAUCCUGCCAGUGUGUUUGUGCUACAUUUUCUUGGUCGUGUAAAGUAGUCAUUUCUUUUCUUUUUGUUUUUAUUUUUUUCCUUUUUCGUUUCUUUUUUUUCCCGUUGUUUCUUUCUUUUUUUUGAAUUGCCUUUUGAAGUGUACAGAGUAUGAGGUUUGGAGUUUGUGGAAUUGAAUUUAGAAACAUUUACAAAAAUAAACUAUUU
Messenger RNA from Pelmatolapia mariae (spotted tilapia), 17523 nucleotides. RefSeq names its product histone-lysine N-methyltransferase 2C-like. NCBI's taxonomy places the organism in Eukaryota, Metazoa, Chordata, Actinopteri, Cichliformes, Cichlidae. The coding region runs from base 746 to 15685 and encodes 4979 amino acids. The record is from RefSeq and is a predicted model, not a curated record. Gene Ontology annotation, biological process: positive regulation of transcription by RNA polymerase II. Gene Ontology annotation, cellular component: nucleus; MLL3/4 complex. Gene Ontology annotation, molecular function: histone H3K4 methyltransferase activity; histone binding; transcription coactivator activity. The transcript is spliced from 61 exons.